Messenger RNA from Symbiodinium sp. CCMP2592, 810 nucleotides. The record is from the annotation of a GenBank genome assembly. NCBI's taxonomy places the organism in Eukaryota, Dinophyceae, Suessiales, Symbiodiniaceae.
AUGGGCUUUGCAUGCCUCCUGCUCCUCUUCACUGUGGUGCAAAGAGGCCACAGCCGGCAGGAUGAAGUUCCUUCUGCUUCCUGUGCCGGCUUGAGGUCAUCGGCCCCUGGGUGUGAUAAGGGUCUGUCCAUGCUGGCCCAGCGCCACCGUGUCACGAAGAAGGACCUCCUGGAAAGGGUGACCUUGACCACAAGCACGCACACGCUGUACUAUGCCCCCGACUUUCCCGAUGUCGGUGACAUGACGAAAGUGACCACCGAGGAAGUGCCAGCAUGGACUCUGGAAAACGACCGGGGGGUACGCGCAAAGGUCAUGAGGAAGGGUGGGAAUCUGGUGGAGCUGUCCAAAGAUGGACAUCCGUAUGUCUGGGACAACACCAAGGGUGCAAUUUACUACGGGGUGAACAGCAGCACCUUCCCCCUCACCCGUGGACUAUACAUCAAUGGUGGUGUCCGCUUUGCGGCAGUGACCCCUGAGCAUGGCUUGUACUACGACACGCUUUGGGACGUUACCUUUGAGCAGAGUGAGGAGGAAGAGUCGCGAUCCAUUAUCCUCAGCAUCACCGAUUCUUUGGAGCAGCGGCAAAAGCUGAACGACACCUUGUCUCAGGGGAAGUACUCAUUACCUGAUGGAGCUCCGAUGAGUGCUUACCCUGUCACCAACCUCGUUUUCCGGUUCUGGAUCACCCUCCGUGCCGGCGAGGAUUACGUGCGACUACGAGCUGAAGUCAUCAAUCCAACGGCUGCGGACGCCAAGGGAGCAGCAUGGAUGCCAAUGACCUUCCCCAUCGAUGAGGACGCAAACGGAUAG